AUGCCGCAACCCUCGAGAGGCGCCACCGAGCAGAGGAGCGGUAAGCGCAAAUCGACCGGCAAGAGGAAGCUUUCUGAGCAAGAGGAAGCAUUACACCAACCUCAGCACCAACAGGCGACGAUUUCGGAGCUCCUGUCGCGGAAUCACACAACCCACGGGAAAGAGCAUCAUCUUCAUCAUCACCAGCUAUCCUCCCCGACGAGCAAGCGUCCCCGGCUAUCGCCAUCCCCCUCGGGUCUAACUGCUGCACAAGGUCCGCGGGGAUCGGCUUCAUCCAACACCAUGUACAAUUUUUCCAAUCAGGAAACAAAAGGCAAUGGAUUAUUUGGUCAAGUUACACCGGGUACCAACUCCGGAAAUGUAGCAGCAAAGCCCCGCUCCUUCAACGCACCAGUGCGCCAAAGCAACUUUACUCCUCACACUGGCGCCAAGAAGCUCGUUGUCAAGAAUCUUCGGGUGGGCUCUCGAUUGAAUCAAGAUUCAUACUUCGAGAAGAUAUGGGGCCAGCUUGACGCCGCGCUGACCGCGAUUUUCGAUGGCGGGAAACCCGAGGUCUCGCUAGAAGAGCUGUACAAAGGGGCUGAGAAUGUAUGUCGUCAAGGGCGAGCUUCAGCGCUGGCCAGACAACUGCAAGAGCGAUGCCGAGGACAUGUAUCCGGUAAACUGCGUGAUACGCUGGUAGCAAAAGCAGCAGGGGGGAACAACAUCGAUACGCUACGAGCCGUUGUAGAUUCGUGGACGACAUGGCAAUCAAAGCUGGUUACGGUACGCUGGAUUUUCUACUAUCUCGACCAGUCGUUCCUCCUCCACUCCAAGGAAUACCCAGUUAUACGCGAAAUGGGCUUGAUUCAGUUCCGGCAACACAUAUUUAAUGAUCCAAUCUUACAGCCACAAGUUUUACAGGGCGCCUGCGACCUGGUUGAAGCGGAUCGUGACGAAGGGCGCGGUAUGUCGGCGGACUCAUCUUUGCUUCGGAACGCUAUUGAAUUUUUCCAUGGCCUUGAUGUUUAUACUACUGGUUUUGAACCUCUCCUUGUCUCCGAAUCGAAGAAAUUCUUCGCAAUAUGGGCUCAGCAUGAAGCCUCAGGAUAUCUCGCCACUUUCGCGGAAAACAGCCACCGCUUAAUCGAACAAGAAGUAGACAGGUGCACAUUGUUCUCCUUAAAUCGGAGCACAAAACAGAAGUUGUCUGAACUUUUGGAUCAAGAGUUAGUGGCAGAGCAAGAAGAUGUUCUCCUCAACCAAAAUGAUAUUCUUGGUCUGCUGCGGGCCGGCAAUAAGACUGCCUUGGAAAAGCUUUACACUCUUCUUCAACGAAGGGAUUUGGGGGCGAAAUUGAGAACGGCAUUCAGCAGUUACAUCGUUGAAGAAGGGACUGGGAUUGUAUUUGACGAUGAAAAAGAUGCGGAAAUGGUGGCCCGGCUAUUGGAUUUCAAACAGCAGCUUGACGAAACUUGGAUCAACUCCUUCCAUCGGCAUGAGGAACUGGGACAUGCUUUGCGGGAGGCCUUUGAGACUUUCAUGAACAAGGGACGAAAGUCGAGCGCAUCCGGAGGCACAGAUAACCCCAAGACUGGAGAGAUGAUUGCCAAAUAUGUGGAUAGAUUGCUCAAAGGCGGGUGGAAAUUACCUCCUGGACGAAAAGUCGAGGAUGUACCUCUUGCCGAUGAGGAUGCCGAAAUCAAUCGACAGUUAGACCAAGUGUUAGACCUCUUCCGAUUUGUACAUGGCAAAGCUGUAUUUGAGGCAUUUUACAAGAACGACCUUGCCCGCCGGCUAUUGAUGGGCCGAAGUGCUAGUGAUGAUGCAGAGAAGAGCAUGCUGGCGAGGCUCAAGACAGAAUGCGGUUCCAGCUUCACGCACAACCUGGAAUCUAUGUUUAAAGACAUGGACGUGGCGCGCGAUGAAAUGGCGGCGUAUAAUUCUAUUCAGCGUGAGCGCAAGCACCGAUUGCCGGUAGAUUUGAAUGUUAGUGUGCUCUCUGCGGCUGCCUGGCCGUCCUAUCCCGAUGUUCAGGUGCGAAUACCGCCCGAAAUCGCGACGGCUGUCAGCGAGUUCGAAAAGUUUUACUAUAGUAAAUACAACGGGCGCAAACUUAAUUGGAAGCACCAACUCGCGCACUGCCAGCUGCGCGCAAGAUUUCCCAAAGGCGAUAAGGAACUGGUAGUCAGUUCAUUCCAGGCUAUCGUGCUUCUGCUAUUUAAUGAGGUGUCAGAGAAGGAUACUCUGAGCUAUCUACAGAUCCAGGAGGCGACGAAGUUGUCUGACCAGGAGCUGAAACGGACCCUUCAAUCGCUCGCAUGCGCCAAAUACCGAGUGCUCGUUAAGAAUCCGAAGGGCCGAGAAGUCAACACAACGGACGAGUUCUCGUACAACGGGGGAUUCUCCGACGUGAAAAUGCGGAUCAAGAUCAAUCAGAUCCAGCUGAAGGAGACAAAGGAGGAGAACAAGACGACACACGAGCGGGUGGCAGCCGAUCGACAUUAUGAGACCCAGGCAGCUAUUGUGCGGAUUAUGAAGAGUCGGAAGACGAUCACACACCCCGAGCUGGUAGCGGAGGUGAUCAAGGCGACGCGCAGCCGAGGAGUGCUCGAGCCUGCGGAUAUUAAGAAGAACAUUGAGAAGCUGAUUGAAAAGGACUACAUGGAGCGAGAAGAGGGAAACCGGUAUCAGUAUGUGGCAUAA
Molecule: messenger RNA, 2685 nt
Organism: Aspergillus bombycis
Lineage: Eukaryota; Fungi; Ascomycota; Eurotiomycetes; Eurotiales; Aspergillaceae
Product: cullin family protein
Exons: 5
Coding region: 1-2685 (894 amino acids)
Biological process (GO): DNA damage response; protein ubiquitination; ubiquitin-dependent protein catabolic process
Cellular component (GO): Cul4-RING E3 ubiquitin ligase complex
Molecular function (GO): ubiquitin protein ligase binding
Source: RefSeq, a predicted model, not a curated record